GGCCCUUCCUGUGACAGUCCAUUUCCUGGCCGGACCGGGCAGCGGGCGGAGGGGGAGACGGGCAGCGGCGGCGGCUGCUCGGCAUGGUCUUCUCGCUGCCGGCCCCCCGCCUGCCUCCGCCGCUCCUCCUCGCUCCUCGCCUGCCGCCGCCGCUGCUACAGUGUAGCGAUGCUGCAGGGCCGGCGCGGCGCCCGCAGCGGAAGCCGCGAGGGUAACACUGUGGCCCGGCCAGGUCUGAGUGCUCUGCCUUCCUGGACAGGGAGAGCGAAACCCUCCUGGGCUGCCCUUUGAGGAGGGGGAAGCAGAAGCGCUUGCCUCCCCCCUCCCCGACCAUUCACUCCGGGGCCGCCUCCUUCGCCAGGCAGGGGGGUUCUCCUCCGUUCGGCCUCGUCCCUCCCUCCCUCGUGGUGGAGGGAAGCCUGGCGCCCCCCUAGCUGAAGAAGAGGAGGAAGAAGAGGAAGAAGCCAGGGGGAGAGGGGGCCCGGGCAGCCAGGUUGGCACUUUGGGGACCAUGAAGAAAUUUUUUGACUCUCGCCGGGAGCAGGGAGGAUCUGGGGCCGGUUCGGGCACCCUUGGAGGUGGGGGUGGCGGCAGCAGCAGCACCGGGCCUGGCAGCGGAUACGUCGGCCGAGUCUUCAGCGUUGGGAGGCAGCAGGUGACGGUGGAGGAAGUGGUGGCAGAAGGGGGCUUCGCUAUUGUAUUUCUGGUGAGGACCAGCAAUGGGAUGAAAUGUGCCCUCAAACGGAUGUACGUGAACAACGAAUAUGAUCUGCAAGUGUGCAAGCAGGAAAUCCAGAUUAUGAGGGAUCUUUCGGGUCACAAGAACAUUGUUGGGUACAUUGACUCCACAAUAAAUUCAGUGAGCAGCGGAGAUGUAUGGGAAGUCCUAAUUUUAAUGGAUUUUUGCCGAGGAGGCCAAGUAGUGAAUCUGAUGAACCAGCGCUUGCAGACAGGGUUCACGGAAAAUGAAGUCCUGCAAAUCUUUUGUGACACCUGCGAAGCGGUGGCCAGGCUGCACCAGUUCAAAUCUCCCAUCGUCCACAGGGAUCUGAAGGUGGAGAACGUCCUGUUACACGAUCGUGGCCACUAUGUCCUCUGUGACUUUGGGAGCGCCACCAAUAAAUCGCAGAAUCCUCAACUGGAAGGAGUGAACGUAGUGGAGGAAGAAAUUAAGAAAUAUACCACGCUCUCGUACAGAGCUCCAGAGAUGGUCAACCUCUACAGUGGCAAACUGAUCACCACAAAAGCUGAUAUCUGGGCCCUGGGGUGUUUGCUCUACAAACUCUGCUAUUUUACUCUGCCCUUUGGGGAGAGCCAAGUGGCAAUUUGCGACGGCAACUUCACCAUUCCUGACAACUCACGCUACACGCAAGACAUGCACUGCCUAAUAAGGUACAUGCUGGAACCUGACCCUGACAAGAGGCCUGACAUUUACCAGGUCUCUUACUUUGCGUUCAAGCUGGCUAAGAGGGAAUGUCCUGUCCCCAAUUUGCAGAAUUCUCUAAUUCCUGCCAAACUUCCAGAGCCUGUGAAAACUAGCGAAGCUGCUGCUAAGAAAACCCAGCCGAAAGCCAGGCUGACAGAUCCUAUUCCUACAACAGAAACGUCCAUCACUCCACGCCAGAGACCCAAAGCUGGGCAAACGCAACCGAACCCAGGAAUUCUGCCCAUGCAACCUGCCUUGACUCCCAGGAAGAGGCCUGCAGUCCAAGCCAGCGUCCAGCCACAAGCUCCAGCUCCUCUGGCCGGCGGCCAGCCUCCCCUUCCUGCAGCGAUUCCUCAGCCAAACACUCUGCCUCAACCGACUCAGCCCAAGCCCGCCGGGGCUGCCCAGCCAGUGGCCGCCACGCAAGCCCAGCUCCCUUCAGCCCAGGCCACGCCGCAGCACCAGCUCUUCCUCAAGCAGCCGCAGCCGCAGCCGCCGGCUCUCUUCUAUCAGCAGCAGCCUCCACAGAUGCCGCCCCUGCAGGUUCAACAGGCCCACAAAAUGCCACAGGCUGCCCCGACGUCUGGAAAGCCUCAAUUCCCGGGGAUGCAGCAGGGAGCAGGGGCCGCCCCGCAGCCGCCACCGCCACAGCUUUUGGCCCAGCAAGCCGCCAUCCAAGCCAAGAUGGUUGCUGGGCCGCAGAAGGCCCCCGCACCGCUCCUACAGCAACCACAGGUGCCGCCUUCGGGAGCCCCAGCAGCGCCCAACCAGGAACUCCCGGUAAGGAACAGGCGGACCUUCCUCUCCAUGGGUUCGGGUGCCUUGUUCUGCACCAUGUGCUGCGCGAGACCAACCCGAUGGGCUAAAUGGUGCUCAGGAUCUACGCCGUGCAUCCCCAACCCUCCGGCUGUGGCCUGGUGCUGGGCCCCGACCCAUUCAGAACCGGCCGUGCAAGUGUCAAGCGAGCAUGCACACCCAGCUCCAUUUGCAUUAGCUCUGGGCACACCCGUGCACAAGUGCCCGCCAUUCUUGUCUGCCUCGACUACCCCUUCGGGGUCUCCGAAGACCUCUCAGCAAAAUGUCUACAACCCACCCGAUGUCUCUACUUGGAAUCCUUUUGACGACGACAACUUCUCCAUGCUGACGGCAGAGGAGCUGCUGAAUAAGGACUUUGCAAAACUGAGCGAUGGUAAGCCUCCUGAGAAACUUGACAGCUCAACGGAGAACCUGAUCCCAGGUUUUCAGCCCGCUCCUUCCGCAGCGCAGUCGGACGCAUUCGGCGCUUCUCCUCUUGCACCCAUAUCAGUUGAAAAAACAAAAGAUAUUCUGGAUACCAGCCCUCCACUUCUGGCUGUUCCUGACCCUUUCAUUCCUCUUCCACUGUCAGAUACACCAGGUAACUAUGAUUUAUGUGAUCAAGGUGACAUAGCAAUUAUGCCCAUUAAAAUGUGAUGCCACUCAGCAAGGGGGUAAAAGUAACAGAGCCCUCUUGGUGGCA
Notechis scutatus (mainland tiger snake) is the source of this 2924-nucleotide messenger RNA. Lineage: Eukaryota; Metazoa; Chordata; Lepidosauria; Squamata; Elapidae. The record is from RefSeq and is a predicted model, not a curated record.